AUGGAUAGUGCGGCAGGUAGCAACAAGCCAACCGGCCUGCUCGAUGCGAUCGAGCACCUAGAGGCUGUUGCUUUUGUCCCGCCCAGGCAAAGGUACACAGACGCCAGUCUGCUAGCCAAAACAAUCGCAUCAGACGCGUACGAGAGCGGCAUUCCGCAACCCAUCCUGGCCCGUCUCCUGAAGAUUUUGACCACAAAAAAUAGCCUCGACCAAGGAACAAUUACAACUCUGAUCAAAAACUUGUAUCCACUGGAGAGAAUUGCGUCCAAGAAUGUCACUCAAGUGGUGUGUUGUCUUGGGCCCAGCAAAAACAAACCGAGCCACGCCACGCAGGCCCUGCUAUUGCGCUGGUUGAUUCUUGCAUAUGAUCUUUUCGAAGAUAGGACGCAUCUUGCCAAGCUAUAUGCAGUUCUUUUCAAUCAUUUGGAUAUGAUCAGUUUGCGGAAACCGCUAUGCCACCUUCUGUCGAUUAUCACAAGACGAAGACAUGUGAAGCCAUUCCGGAUUCAAGCCUUGAUGGAGCUGAUUCAGACCGCUGGCGGCGAGGAGAAAGAACUCAUCAGCUUGCUGAGGAUUUUCAAGAACUAUUAUCCUGAGAUCAUUCUUGGUCACUUGGGCGGUUCGACAAGGAAUGCUCUUUUCUUCAAACACCCAGACCCUGAAUGGUCAAGCCAUGUGAAGGUGCUUCAAGACCGGAACUUGGAAAGAGCACAAGCGGAUCAGGGAUCGAGUUUCCAAGUAGUCCAUCGGGGCACUGUGAAAAGAAGCAGGAUUGAGGUGGUGAUCCCAACUCUACAAACUUCGCGGGUGUCUCACAAGCACACCUCGCUCGAGGAACUUCGUGAUAUUGGUCAUUUCGUGGAUAAGCUUGACAAGAUCGAGCUACCAAAUCAGAUCAUCUCAACUUUGGGCGAUGCAAUGGCGCAAAAGUAUCUCCAUCUCGUCCAAUCCGAGCUAGCACACCACCGUCUGGAUGAGUGGCUGAGGAAUUUCCUGGAAGACAAAUUAGAAACACUGCGCGAGGACGAGGACGAUGAGCCUGAGACAUUGUCAUAUGUGCUGGAGUUUUUCGGUGGCUAUGCUUCCUAUACCAAGGACAUCCCGUCGUCAAUCCGUGCCUUUUUGAAGUCCUAUCUGCAAAUAUGGAACGGUAAAGAUAACCGUGAUCAUGUCUUCCGGCUUCUCCAGUUCAUUCCGAUACAGUCACCCGAAAUCCUCAUGGCUGAUUUCUUGUUGCCAUUGGAGUCAGCUGUGCUAGACGAAGGUCUUUCUUCCAGGACAGCAUUGCUCGGUUUCUACUCAGCAUUGAUCGGUCAAUGGGGCGUGAAACUUCGAUCGCAGCAAGAUACAACAGGAGAAUCACUCUGUUUGAGCCAAGUUAUUGUUCAUGCCGAGCUUCUGGCAUCUUCGAUUCUGGAGUUUCCGGUGGAAGACGAGGACAAAACUUCCAAGCCAGCUACAGUUUCUGUGCUCGGUUUCUACAGAGCCCUCUCAGAAAUAUUUUCUCUCGCACCCCUAGACUCUCGUUUUCGACUCACCCUUCCGUAUGCGCCAACCGUAUACACACUCGCCUUCACACCCAGCGUCGCCGUGAUCUCAAGCCUCACCUCCAUUUUGGCUGUAUACAAAUCUGCAUUUGAGGCCUCUCUGCACUCUGAGGUGUUACAGGCCCAAAAUGCCCCAGCUUAUAGCACGGACCUCGUUGGUCGCUUCAACGGGUAUGUCAUGGACUUGUGUAAUGCACUAUGGCGCAACCGCGCACUCAAUACUGAAGACCCGAACGCACGCGGUUGCCUCGUUCCAGCAACGACCACCACUGCCCUGACAAACUACGUCAAGGAUGUGUCCGAAGCAGGCAAACAAUAUGACCGCGAGGGUGCAUUCCACAUUACCCUUGCAUCGAUAUUCUCCCUCAGCCACCACGCCGCAUUUUGCAACUUGUCUGCGGCCUGCUUCGUGGAUCUAGAAGACCAGCAGGUUGCAGCUCAACGUCCGAGAUUGAGAAAGCCAGUUACCCAGAAAGUGCUGCAGGCACUUGAGAAGGAUGGCAGUGCGAAGAUUACAUGGCAGGAGUAUCGCGUGCACAUGCUGGACUGGUUGGAUGCUAUCGGGUGCAGGGGUACCGGGAAUUUGAUGAGAAGCACGAUGAAGGCCUUGCGCAAAGAGUGA
This is a messenger RNA of Penicillium bovifimosum, 2169 nucleotides long. Its product is annotated as Mis6 domain protein. Gene Ontology annotation, cellular component: cytosol; nuclear body; kinetochore. The transcript has 4 exons. NCBI's taxonomy places the organism in Eukaryota, Fungi, Ascomycota, Eurotiomycetes, Eurotiales, Aspergillaceae. The record is from RefSeq and is a predicted model, not a curated record. The coding region runs from base 1 to 2169 and encodes 722 amino acids.